AUGUUACUUCAUCGUCGUUUUCUCAUAGUCCUCGCCUUGCUCGUCAUUCCAACGGGGGUACUAUCACGAGGCGGCGGCCACGGUGGCUCUAGCAGCAGCAGUGACAGUGACAGCAGCAGUGGCAGCAGUGGCAGCUAUAGUGACAGCGACUCAAGUGGUAGCGACGAUACCUCAUCAACGUCUUCAUCAUCAGACGGGGGCACCAGUUGCACAGAUUCCCACCGCCUCGAUUUCCUCGAUCUCCAGCCUUACCACUACAACCAGUACAACAGUGACCCACGCCGUGGCCACGCCAGUGCCUACAGCGAGUUUGACGGCGUCUUCUUCAAAGGCGUAGCAAACUUUACGUACAUAAUCGAAGCGCCGCCGCCAAACAUCACCAGCCUCGGGUAUCCUUCAAGCAGUUCAAUCAAAUGUCCCGUAGGCGAACAGUCUUUCCGCAUGCUAGGCGUUGCGUGGGUUGCUGGCAAACCGCCCAGGCCUGCAGGACCCAAGAACCCCAUUGCGAUCGGGUUCAAGGCUUGGGAAAGCAACAUACGGCUGUCCGACAUCGACUAUUCGUAUAGUGUAUGUGACCAGGUGGACCUUAUGCGCUUCGGGACGACAGUGGACAUGAUCUACAGUACUUAUAAAAAUGUCUCUCUUGAUGCGAUGGAUGCCGUGGACCUGAAGAUUACGCAGGCGCCUGAGAACAGCGACAUGAUUCAGUUCGAGGGCGUCUAUGAUUUGAAGGACUGGGCAAAUAGUGAACGGAACUCUCGGGAACCAGAAAAGUACGAAAAUAGCGGCCUUUCCGACCAAAUGUUCUACCUUCCGGCAGGUAUAUGCUCGGCAGGGGAAAAAUUGGGCGAAGUGGGGAUGAGAUGGAAUGGGACGUUUGUCAAGGGGUCUAUGACCAAUGAGACCCUGCAGUUGAACUUGUCUGGCACAACGAUUGCUGAAUUCGAGAUUGACAGCAUGUAUGAAUCGACCUAUACCAAGGUUAAUGUGACUUUCGAAAUUGCAUUUACGGGGACUUUGGACGUUGCAAAUUCCACGCAGGUGGUGUUGACUGGCGCGGCGAGCCAUAACGAGUCACUGAUCACCUUUAAAAGGGCGAACAGUGCCACCAUUCCGGGACUGUCACUACAUUUGGCACUACUGUCUUUGUUGUUUUGUUCUACGUUCUUUUUAUGA
Messenger RNA from Penicillium canescens, 1176 nucleotides. RefSeq lists its product as uncharacterized. The record is from RefSeq and is a predicted model, not a curated record. The coding region runs from base 1 to 1176 and encodes 391 amino acids. NCBI's taxonomy places the organism in Eukaryota, Fungi, Ascomycota, Eurotiomycetes, Eurotiales, Aspergillaceae. The transcript has a single exon.